AUGGCUUCACUGUCGCUCCCUGGAGAUUUAUCAGCAGAAAAUGCAAAGAAACCAAAAAAGAAGAAAGAACAGGCCAACGGUAGCUCUGAAGCCAAGCUCAACGGAAUUGAAGCCAAACCUAAGAAAACUAAGACAAAGAAGAGUGAAGAUGCAGCAGAAGAUGACGCCUCCACCACUCAAAGUGGAAAAAAAGUAAAGAAAAAGAAACCAGAAAAAGAUAAAGAGGAACCUGAGAAGGAUAAAGAGAAAGAGCCAAAAAAGAAAGCCAAAAGUGCUCCAAAAAAGAAGAAAUCCUCAGACACUGAAGAGGAUGAUGAUGAGGAGGAGGAGGAUACCCCAAAAAAGAAAACAAAGAAAAAAACAACAAAGGAGAGUUCUCCAUCCGCAAGUAAUACCAAGGAGAAAAAAUCUAAAACUAAAGAGGACAAAGAUUCUGAUGGCAAAGAUAAAAAGUCAAAAUCAAAGGACAAAGAGAAGAAGAAAGAACCUGCAUCAAUGUUUAUGAUAAAUGGGGAAAAAUCAUCUAAAAGCAAAAAGAAAGCUGCCAAAUCAGAGAGUGAUGACAGUGAAGAAGAGACAAAGUCAAGCAAAUCAAAAAAGAAAUCUACUGCUGGUUCGGCAUCCAUGUUUCAGACAACAUCAGAUAAGGAAAAAGACAAAAAGACAAAGAAAAAAGCAAAGGUAGAAGAGAGUGAUGAAUCUGAAUCAGAGAAAGAAGAAAAGUCAAAGAAGAAAAAGGGUAAAGGAAAGAAGAAGAAGGAGAGAGCUCCCUCACCUGAGAUUGAGUUUGAUGACUUGGAGACGUUUGUGAUGGAGCCAGCUCCACAGGGUGUGACGGUGAAAUGCAGAGUGACGCGUGACCAGAGAGGAGUGGACAAGAGCCUCUAUCCUCUGUAUUAUCUUCAUCUAGACAAUGAGAAAAAGACAUUCCUGUUGGCUGGAAGGAAAAGAAAGAAAAGCACAACUUCAAAUUACCUCAUCUCCAUUGAUGCCACAGACUUGUCAAGAGGUGGUGAGAAUUUUGUCGGAAAGCUAAGGUCCAAUUUAAUGGGAACUAAAUUCACAGUGUUUGAUAACGCUCUAAAUCCAGAAAGAGCUCUUCCUGACAUGUCUAAUGCACGGCAAGAGCUAGCUGGCAUCAUCUAUGAAACAAAUGUCUUGGGAAUGAAAGGGCCCAGACGGAUGACGGUCAUCGUUCCAGGAAUGAGCAAGGACAAUGAGAGAGUCCCACUCAGGCCCAGAAAUGAAUGUGACGGCUUGUUGGUAAGGUACCAGAAUAGAAGGAUGGAAAAUGUGAUUGAGCUUCACAACAAGACACCCGUGUGGAACGAAGACACUGCCUCUCAUGUGCUGAAUUUCAACGGCCGAGUCACACAGGCCUCCGUCAAGAACUUCCAGAUAGUGCACAACAAAGACUUGGACUACAUUGUGAUGCAGUUUGGAAGGAUAGCUGACGAUAUAUUCACUCUGGAUUAUAACUACCCCAUGUGUGCCGUGCAGGCCUUUGCCAUCGCACUCUCCAGCUUUGAUGGAAAAAUUGCUUGUGAAUAAUCCAAAUAUAUUCACAAGCACUAUAGUGCUAGCACAAGCACUACUACCUACAGUAGGUUAACAACUACUGUAACCUGAAUGCUGCAGGUUCAUGCCAAUCUGUGACUCUUACUUCCCUACGCUUUCAGAGAUGAGCAGUGGUAACCAACAGUGUUGCAGCGGUGCCACCUCUUUGCUAUGCAGAUUUCCUCCUGCAGGUGUCAGAAGCAAGUUCAAUCAUUGUAGCUUAGUCUGAUUUAACAUGAAUUUUCAGAAUUAGUAUUUAUCACAAAAUGUCACAACUAAUAUUUAAAGAAAAAGGCAAUAAGAUUAGUCUUUAAAGAUGUUCAACUUUAUGUGUUUCUUUUGUUGUUUUUUUUAUCUCAUGUUGUGUUGUAUCUUGUUCCUAUCUAGGGCCAGUAGUAGAACAGUUUCUUGUUUCUUGUGUCACUGUGAAAACCAAUAAACCAAAAACUUCGUUUUCCAAAUGACACAAUGUUUUCUCAAAGACGAAUAUUUCACAAAUAAUGUAGAUCAAAAAUUUGUGACAUUUGAUUAUACCAUUAAUAAUUAUGAUAUUUAGGCUUCCUGUAUCCCUCAAUUUUUCCUAAAUGUAAUGACUAUGAAACAAAAAGUGUCACGGUUAAAGUAGUAUUCGUAAAAGAAGAGCAGCAUCUUUGAAACAGUGUGUUUAUUUUUGUAGAUUUCUGUUCCUGUGUGAUGAUUCAAUCUUCUUUGUAUAUUUAACACAGUCUGGUCUAAUGUAAGCUGUUGUAGAUUUUUUUUCUAUUUACACAAUUUUUGUCAGAAAAAUCUUGUAUUUUUCCUUCACCUUGCCUUUGUUUUAUGUGCUUAUUGGAAUAAUGUGUGUGAAUUAAACCUUCUUGAUUACA
Messenger RNA from Xiphophorus couchianus (Monterrey platyfish), 2423 nucleotides. Its product is annotated as TUB like protein 1. Lineage: Eukaryota; Metazoa; Chordata; Actinopteri; Cyprinodontiformes; Poeciliidae. The record is from RefSeq and is a predicted model, not a curated record. Gene Ontology annotation, cellular component: cilium. The transcript has 13 exons. Gene Ontology annotation, molecular function: actin filament binding. Gene Ontology annotation, biological process: protein localization to cilium. The coding region runs from base 1 to 1551 and encodes 516 amino acids.